Caretta caretta (loggerhead turtle) is the source of this 4146-nucleotide messenger RNA. The record is from RefSeq and is a predicted model, not a curated record. Lineage: Eukaryota; Metazoa; Chordata; Testudines; Cheloniidae.
UAACAGUGUGAUUAAAUCUGCAAUUAAUUGUAAUUCAUUUUUUAAUCACUGUUAAUUUUGAGUUAACUGCAAUUAAUCGACAGCCCUACAAAUAAAAUCAGUAAAAGCACAGUUUUGCCAGUAUAACUAUGUCUACAGUAGAGGCUUUUGCUGGCACAGAUGUCAGUCAUAAAUCACACCUCAUUACACCCCUGACCAACAUAAUUGUGCUAGCAGAGGUCUGUAGUGUAGACCUCACCCCAUUCUUCUAAAUAAAUCCUGGAAAAAGAGUUGUCUGUAUGAACUCCAUCCUGCUAGAUGCCGAGUGCUCUCAAAGUCAAUGGGAAUUAAGAGGUUUCAGCCCCUUACAGGAUCAGGCUCUAUUUCUAUUAGCUUGGCCUCCAGUAAUUCUUAAUUCAAUUUGAUCAUUUAUAAAAGGAGGGUUGCACAUAACUAUGUCAAGGGGAACAAAGUUACACAAGUAAGACAUCACAAAGUCCAUGCCUCAGUGCAAUUCUCCAGAGUGAUACAAAGUGUGUUUUGUUCCAAUAAAAUAUUGGGUGAUACUAUAAACGGCUCCAGAUUAUUUCCAAAGGCUGCACAACCGUUUAUUUUGUUAAUGAGAAGAGUAAAAUAAAAUGGAGAAAAUGUUUCCUCUUGAACAUUUUGAAAACUCCAGAGGAUGAUGUUGGUCAGCAUGAGAUAAAUGGCUUAGUUUACCAUAAUGAUUUAAUGAAAGGGUUACAUGCUGUUUGUGUGUGGGUAUGGCCUGGCCUAGGCUAUAGAAUUAGGACAGAAUAACUACAUUGCUCUGGGAUGUAAAAAAAAAUCUACACCUGAAGCGUCAUGGUUAAGAUGACCAAGUCCUUGUGUGGACUGUGCUGGGUGGAUGAAGAAUUCUUCCAUUGAACUAGCUAGCGUCUCUUGUGGAGGUGGGUACUUACAUCAACAGGUGAAUCCCUCCUUUCAGUGUAAACACUAUCUGUGUUGAGGUGCUAUAGCAGCAGAGCUAUAUAUAGUGUACUAACUGUAAACUAGCCCUGCAUGCAUAUGUGUGCUAUAGUGCACACUAUAGGCAUAGAUCUUGCUGGACAUGAAUAAAUGUGCAUAUAGCUUGAUUUGAGUGCAAAGUUAAAGUGUGUGUGUGUGUGUGUGGUUUAAAAAAAAAAAGUGUGAGACUGUUUUGGGGCUAGUUGAGAUAACUGAACACCCUGAGCUGAUCAGCUUGAAAUGUACAUAAGGUGAGGAUACAAGCAAUUGGUCCUUACACGAUCUGCAAAGCAAUUGGUCCUUAUAUGAUCUGUACCUUGUCCAAACCAAUUAGAUUCAAGAAUAGAUGUUUUAGUAGCCUGGAAAAAGUAUAUAAACUGUAUAGUUGGAUACAAAUGAUUUAAAAUUAUGGUAUCACCCUGUACCUAAACCCCUUGAGUCUGAGCCCCUGGUUUGCACGGGCACAGCACUAUUAUAUGCCUAACAAAGUAACCUGAGUGAUGAGGUGGAGCUGAACUGAGCUUUUGGAUCCCAAGGAACUGGAUGAAGUGUUCUCCCAGAACUGGAUGAGGUGGUCUGGAUUAGUCAAUUGGAAGAGAUCUUGGAGGGAAUCCCAACACAUGCAUGGGCUUAUGUGUGUGUAAACUCUGCCCAGAGCACUAUGAAAUAUCAGAGCUUUUUAAAAUAGUAUUUGCAAAUUGGGACCAUGCAAAACAGGAAUGCAGAUAUUUCCUGGCUAAAUGCUAGAGCAUCCUGUGUAAACGGCCUAAGACCAAUGGACUUGGGACAUAAUAAGAGAGGGAAGAACCAUGGGGUAGAUUUCUUUUAUCAUCCAAAGCUGUUACUGAAAGCUUUUAAAUAUUUGUAAAUGUAAAUAUUUCCCCAGCAUGACCCCACCACAUGAAGCUGAAGUAAGCUAUGUGGAAUGUGUUAAUAAAAUAAACAUCUGAAACAAACAAAUAAUGUGGUAGGGAAAACAAGGACAAAAUGGACUUGAAACAUUUCCAAAUGUAACAAUCUAAUAACUAUUUAUAUGGACUGGAAAAAUCUCUUGUACGGCCUGUAUUUCCUGAAGAACCUAAAGAAUACCCCAGUAUGGGCGAAUAGCCCAAGGGAGUAGUGGGUUGCAUUGUGUGCCAUUAAAAUUCAGUUGUGGUGUUGAGACCAUGAGCUGUUACAAACUAAGUAGUUGGCUAGAUGCCUCCAAUGUAUUUAAAACAUCUGUGAAAGAUUAAUGAGUCUUGUUCAUGCCUCUAUGACCCAACACCUCAUAUUCUUCAUAGAUAUUGCUAUGAUAUGAAUAUGGCAUAAAUAAUGUGUUCUAUGCAAGAUGGGUCAUGUGAGGUAUCAUAGGAAAGGUUAUGAUUUGCUGAAUAUGAUUAUCUAUUUGUAUGCAUGUAUCAUUUCUGUAUCUGUUAGGAAUAUUGACUAUGUAACAAUUACUGUGUUUACACCUGGGGAACACCCACCAGACAGUAGGCAAUCAGCCUGGAUAGGCCAUUAUGAAGAACAAUAGGACUCUGAAGAUGCUAAUCUCCCACUUUCCUGAGAAGCUUCCUGGGAUGCUGCUUUGACACUGCAGAGUCAUGUUAUCAUGUCACUGGGUACUGGACCCCAUCUUGGCCCAGGAUGACUGCGGAGAACAUCUAAGCCCUGGUCUACACUAGGACUUUAGGUCGAAUUUAGCAGCGUUAAAUCGAUGUAAACCUGCACCCGUCCACACAAUGAAGCCCUUUAUUUCGACUUAAAGGGCUCUUAAAAUCGAUUUCCUUACUCCACCCCUGACAAGUGGAUUAGCGCUUAAAUCGACGUUGCCGGCUCGAAUUUGGGGUACUGUGGACACAAUUCGAUGGUAUUGGCCUCCGGGAGCUAUCCCAAAGUGCUCCAUUAUGACCGCUCUGGAUAGCACUCUCAACUCAGAUGCACUGGCCAGGUAGACAGGAAAAGAACCGCGAACUUUUGAAUCUCAUUUCCUGUUUGGCCAGCGUGGCAAGCUGCAGGUGACCAUGCAGAGCUCAUCAGCACAGGUGACCAUGAUGGAGUCCCAGAAUCGCAAAAGAGCUCCAGCAGGGGCCGAACGGGAGGUACGGGAUCUGAUCGCUGUUUGGGGAGAGGAAUCCGUGCUAUCAGAACUCCGUUCCAGUUUUCGAAAUGCCAAAACCUUUGUCAAAAUCUCCCAGGGCAUGAAGGACAGAGGCCAUAACAGGGACCCGAAGCAGUGCCGCGUGAAACUGAAGGAGCUGAGGCAAGCCUACCAGAAAACCAGAGAGGCGAACAGCCGCUCUGGGUCAGAGCCCCAAACAUGCCGCUUCUAUGAUGAGCUGCAUGCCAUUUUAGGGGGUUCAGCCACCACUACCCCAGCCGUGUUGUUUGACUCCUUCAAUGGAGAUGGAGGCAAUACGGAAGCAGGUUUUGGGGACGAAGAAGAUAGCUCACAGCAAGCAAGCGGAGAAACCGGUUUUCCCGACAGCCAGGAACUGUUUCUCACCCUAGACCUGGAGCCAGUACCCCCCAAACCCACCCAAGGCUGCCUCCUGGACCCAGCAGGCGGAGAAGGGACCUCUGCUGCAUGUGUUUCAAUGAUCACAGGAUCUUCUCCUUCCCAGAGGCUAGUGAAGCUUAGAAAGAAAAAAAAACGCACUCGCGAUGAAAUGUUCUCCGAGCUCAUGCUGUCCUCCCACACUGACAGAGCACAGACGAAUGCGUGGAGGCAAAUAAUGUCAGAGUGCAGGAAAGCACAAAAUGACCGGGAGGAGAGGUGGCGGGCUGAAGAGAGUAAGUGGCGGGCUGAAGACAGGGCUGAAGUUCAAAUGUGGCAGCAGCGUGAUGAGAGGAGGCAGGAUUCAAUGCUGAGGCUGUUGCAGGACCAAACCAGUAUGCUCCAGUGUAUGGUUGAGCUGCAGCAAAGGCAGCUGGAGCACAGACUGCCACUGCAGCCCCUCUGUAACCAACCGCCCUCCUCCCCAAGUUCCAUAGCCUCCACACCCAGACGCCCAAGAACGCGGUGGGGGGGCCUCCGGCCAACCAGCCACUCCACCACAGAGGAUUGCCCCAAAAAAAGAAGGCUGUCAUUCAAUAAAUUUUAAAGUUGUAAACUUUUAAAGUGCUGUGCUUAAAGUGCUGUGUGGCAUUUUCCUUCCCUCCUCCACCACCCCUCCUGGGCUACCUUGGUAGUCA